AUGACUACAGCACAUCGACCUACUUUUGACCCAGCACGAGGCAAGUCCAAUACCCAGGCCGCUGGGUCCAUCUCACAUACCCGGUCCCUCCCGUCUCACACCAAGCUCAAGUACAGAUAUGCUCGGAUUAGUACAAACACAGAUGCCAUGAGAAAGACUCUGUUGGAGAAUGAGGGGGGACUCAAGCAGGCCGCCACGAAGCUAGUUGCUGAGCAGCAGCAGGCAGAAACUCAGGUUCAAGACUCUGAGAAAGAACUUUCCGAUGAAGUGAAGGCCAAGAUCAUUGAGGAGAACCGAGAUGACGAUGACUCUGGGUCUGACGAUGAGGAGUCCGAUUCAGACGACUCGGACUCAGACUCAGAUGACGAAGACGAGCUGCUUAGAAUCGAACUCGAGCGAAUCAAGCAGGAACGAGCACAGGCGAAGGCUCGAGAAGAGGAACGGCUAGCUUUGGAGGAAGCAAAGGCCCGGGAGGAGCAGGUGGCAUUUGGAAACCCUCUCAUGAAUCCCGUAGCCAUCAAGCGAAAGUGGAACGAGGAUGUGGUGUUCCGAAACCAAACCAAACAGGCCCGGAAAGAAGACAGCUAUGUCAACGAUCUCAUUCGAUCAGAUUUCCAUCGAAAGUUCAUGAACCGUUAUGUUCGUUAG
This is a messenger RNA of Yarrowia lipolytica CLIB122, 648 nucleotides long. RefSeq lists its product as uncharacterized. Gene Ontology annotation, molecular function: RNA binding. Gene Ontology annotation, cellular component: catalytic step 2 spliceosome. The record is from RefSeq and is a predicted model, not a curated record. NCBI's taxonomy places the organism in Eukaryota, Fungi, Ascomycota, Dipodascomycetes, Dipodascales. Gene Ontology annotation, biological process: mRNA cis splicing, via spliceosome.